Camellia sinensis is the source of this 1919-nucleotide messenger RNA. The record is from RefSeq and is a predicted model, not a curated record. Lineage: Eukaryota; Viridiplantae; Streptophyta; Magnoliopsida; Ericales; Theaceae.
UGAGCCUCCUUGGAAUGUGAAGUUGGAGAGAGAGAGAGAGAGAGAGAGGAGAAUGGUGGUGGUGGUGGUGGUGAGCCUCUGUUUUCAGCUAUUUCUUCUGGUAAACUUGGCGGCGCCACCACUAAUCUUGUCCAUCUCUGUUACCACCAGCAACUUCAGCAGACAUGACUUCCCAUUACCACCUCACUUCGUCUUCGGUUCUGGCACCUCUGCUUAUCAGGUUGAGGGUGCUGCAUUCGAAGAUGGAAGAGCUUCUAGCAUUUGGGACACCUUCGCACACGCCGAUAAAACUCAAAUUUCAGCGAAUGACAGUGCAACCGGAGACAUAGCAUGCGACAGUUACCACAAAUACAAGGAAGACAUCCAACUGAUGGUGGAAACAGGCCUGGAGGCCUAUAGAUUCUCCAUCUCAUGGCCAAGGCUUAUCCCUAAUGGAAGAGGAGCUGUAAAUCCAAAGGGAUUGAAAUAUUACAACAAUCUCAUCAAUGAACUUAUCAGACAUGGAAUCCAACCACAUGCUACAUUAGUGCACUAUGAUCUGCCGCAGGCUCUUGAAGAUGAAUAUGGAGGAUGUCUUAGUCCAAAAUUUGUGAAAGAUUUCAUGGCAUAUGCUGAGGUGUGCUUUAGAGAAUUUGGCGAUAGGGUUUUGUAUUGGACUACCUUUAAUGAGGUCAACGUGUUUGUUUUGGGUGGUUACGAUGUAGGCAUUACGCCCCCAAAUCGAUGUUCUUUCCCAUUUGGAAUUAACUGUUCUAAAGGUAACUCAUCCUCUGAGCCAUACAUUGUUGCUCAUAAUAUCUUGCUGGCACACGCAUCGGCUGCAAAUUUGUACAAGAACAAGUACCAGGGCAGGCAACGAGGAUUCAUAGGAAUAAAUGUAUUUGCUUAUUGGUAUAUCCCUAGUACUAAUGCAACAGAAGAUUUGAUUGCAACUCAAAGAGCUAAUGACUUCUAUAUUGGGUGGAUUAUCAAUCCCCUGGUAUUUGGUGACUAUCCAAAGAUAGUGAAGAAGAAUGCAGGAUCAAGAAUUCCAGAAUUCACAAAAGUUGAGUCCAAACUAGUCAAGGGUUCCUUUGACUUCUUAGGAGUCAACCAUUACAAUACUUUAUACAUCAAAGACAAACCUAGCAGCCUCAAAAUAAAUAACAGGGACUUCAAUGCUGACAUGGCAGUCGAUAUAAUACUGUCUAAUGAUACACCACCAGAUGAGUUCCCAAUCACACCCUCUGGUCUGCUUGGAGUUUUGGAGUAUUUCAAACAAUUUUAUGGCAACCCUUCUAUUUACAGCCAUGAAGACGGUCAGCAAACACAACGGAAUUCAACAUUACAUGACAGUGCAAGAGUGAAAUAUUUGCAUGGUUUCAUUGGGAGUUUGCUUGAUGCUGUGAGGAAUGGAUCAAAUGCAAGAGGGUAUUUCACAUGGUCUUUCUUGGAUGUGUAUGAGUUAUUGGGUGGCUAUGGAUCAUGCUUUGGCCUCUACUAUGUAGAUUUGGAUGACAAAGAUUUGAAAAGAUACCCUAAACUCUCUGCACAUUGGUACUCCAAUUUUUUGAAGGGAAGGAGCUCAAUUGAAGUUGAAAACAUCUCAGCUCUUUCUCAUCAAUCUCACUUUUCUCAGUAGGUUCUGCUUUGCAUCACUCUAUGUAUGUUUGUUCUUUACUCAACACAAUGUUGCUAGUGUGUAAUGGACACUUGUGGUAGUGUUCAUUGGAUUCAACUCCUAUGGAGAGGAGUUUGAUAUCCUUAUGAUAGCUUUUAUUUCUUCCUUAUUAUGAGAGUUGUAUGCAGCAAUUGUGGUUAUCAGGCUUGGGCUUGGGCUUGGGCUUGGUGAUUGAUUGUUAAGUUUUGUGAUUGUUGACUUUCUAGUUAUUGUUGGGCUAGUGGUCUAUUUAAUAUAAUAUUUCUUAUAUUUAUAUUUA